CAGAGGAGCUUCAUCAGAACUUUGUGGUCACUCAGCUGAGUCCCAAGCUGCUGCCCGGCUGCGUGAUUGACGGCGAUGGCUCCUCCGCAGUAGGGCUCAGCCUGACCAUUAAUCUGAAUGGACUGUUGGGAUCCAUGGAGACGACAAAAGGAACAACAGGAUCAGAGGAAGUGAAGGAGCAGCUCACUAUGGAUGUAGACGGAGAGCCCGACCUGGACAGCUUUCCAAUUCUGGUCCGAUCCAUGUCGACGUCUCGGAGGCACAGCUGGGCGGUCCCUGUGUCCCCCAUCGACCUGGGGAGGAGACUGAGUCUGGAUACCAUGGCGAUGGACAGCGAUGGAGACAGAGAGGAUGACGAGGAGGGACAGAAAGGUCUCUUCCAGUCCACGCAGCAGCAGAGCCACAGCUGCACAGCGUGUCCUGCAGAGACACACGGCUGCAGGCUGAGCGUCAUGUGUCCCACAGCGGGGGUCACUCACAUGGCCGGCCGUGUGCCCGGCAGACACCUGUACUCCCGCUCAGAGAUCCUCGCCACAGACGAAUGUUCCCGUGCUGCACACAUCUCUCGUGUUGUGCAGACGUCCAAACAGGCGGCGAGGGCAGCAGGAGCAGAGGAGUUCGACCCUGAAGAACAUUUACACUCGACUGAAGGACAGAGCCACAUAGCGAAGCAGAGCAACAACAGGUCCGACAGCAAAGUUUCAGGAACUGUCACCUGGUACGAGUUCCUCUCUAAUGACUCAUGCUCUGCUCCUUCGUCCAGACAUGAAGAAGAGGAGGAUCGUUCAGAGAAGGUGGAGAAGGGCACCAAGGUGAAGAGGACUCUCAGCUCUCUGAGGAACAGGGUGACGGGCUCCUUCAAUAAAGAUAAGGGUAAGAACCGAGAGAAAGAGCAGCAGAAAGAGAGGGGGAGGGAGAAGGAGCCCAAAGAGAAAGUGUGUGGCAGCAGAAGAAGUAACGAGCAUUAUCUGGUGCCGGGCGCCUUCUCCAGCUGUGCCACCUGCUCGCUGUGCAGCAAGACGCUGCAGAGAAAGCAUGGCCUGCAGUGCAUGAAUUGUGCUGUGAACGUUCACAAGAGCUGCAAGUCUCUGCUCGGGGAGUGCACCGGCAGCAGGAACAAGAGAGAUUCUCAUCUGAGGACUGGCUCGUCUGGAUCUCCUCAUCUUGCGCUAAAGGACAGAGAGCGGGAGCACUCGGGCCUUGCCUCAUCACAGGCCCUGGAUGGCCACCCAAGUGUUCUCAGCACCCCAGGUAUGACCAUUAGUCCGUGGGGAACUCAGCCGACUGCCGCCCACGCCACCAGCUCCACCGCAGCCUCCAGCUUUGGCCACAACCUCCGUUACCACAACAGCUCAGGAUCCCUCCCCGGGGAGAUGGAUGAGACGGACGCUCUCCGCUCCAAACGCUGCAAUGAAGACGCCAUUUCCCUCGCUCCCUCCACCACCGAGUCCAUCAUCGUUGAGGAUGCUCAUUACGCAGCAGUGCGAGCUGAUCUGGAGUCUGAUGCUCAGGACCUGGAGGCAGAGUCCUGGAGUUUGGCAGUCGACCAGCAGUUUGUUAAGAAGCACUCUAAAGAAAUGGUGAAGCGACAGGAUGUGAUCUACGAGCUGAUGCAGACGGAGAUGCACCAUGUGCGAACACUGAAGAUAAUGCUGCGCGUGUACGUCCGGGAGCUGAAGGAGAACCUCCAGAUGGACUCGGGCAAGCUGGACUGUCUGUUCCCCCGUCUGGAGAACCUCCUGGAGCUUCACACACAUUUCCUGUCUCGUCUCAAAGAGCGGCAGCGAGAAAACCUGGUUUCUCCCAACGAGAGGAACUACGCCAUCGGCAGGGUGGCAGACCUUCUGAUCACGCAGUUCUCCGGCGAGGUUGGAGGGAGGAUGAAGGACGGCUAUGGAGAUUUCUGCAGUCACCACACGGAGGCUUUGAACUACUACAAAGAGCAGCUGCAGAACAACAAGAAGUUCCAACACAUCAUACGGAAAAUCAACAACCUGUCGAUCGUGCGGCGGUUGGGAGUGACGGAGUGUAUUCUGCUGGUGACGCAGCGCAUCACCAAGUACCCACUGCUGGUGGAGCGCCUGGCGCACAACUCUGAAGCGGGGUCAGAGGAGCACGAGGAGCUGACUCGGGCGCUGGGUCUGAUUAAAGACACCAUCGCGCAGGUCGACACGCUGGUUAACGUCCACGAGAAGAACACUCGACUCCGAGACAUACACAACAAGAUGGAGCCGAAGGCGCUGGGGAAAAUCAAAGAUGACCGAGUGUUUCGCAGGGAGGACCUGGCGCAGGGCCGGAGACGGCUGCUGCACGAGGGCACGGUCAACUGGAAGGCUGCUUCUGGCAGACUCAAAGAUAUUCUGGCAGUGCUCCUGUCAGACGUGUUUCUGCUGCUGCAAGAGAAGGAUCAGAGAUAUGUGUUUGCUACAGUGGAUAACAAGCCGUCAGUGAUCUCCCUCCAGAAGCUGAUAGUCAGAGAAGUGGCCCACGAAGAGAAAGCCAUGUUUCUUAUCUGUGCCUCCUCCAACGAGCCGGAGAUGUACGAGAUCCACACCGCCUCCAAGGAGGAGCGGAACACUUGGAUGGCACACAUACGGCAGGCUGUGGAGAGUUGUCCUCAUACAGAAGAGAGGCUGUUCAGCGAGGAGGAGGAGGCUCGAGCUUUCAGGUUCAAGGAAUUUCAAGAACGGCUGAGUCAGAAGGAUGCAGUGGUCAUGCACGCUCUCACUGAGAAGCUGCAGCUGUUUGCAGACAUGGCAGAGUCUGUGGCAGGUCUGGAGGACACGGCGUCCCGCUCCAGACUGCUGCUUCGAGGAGACGCCUCAGACCUCCAGCAGGGGGAGACGCUGCUUAAAGGAGCCAUCACUGAGGUGGAGAACCUCCAGAACCUGCUGCAGUCGGGAGUGAAGGAGGAGGCUCCGAGCUCACGGCUGGAGGAGGGCAGUGGCUCCGGGCUCCUGCCCAGGCGGGCGGACACGUUUGGGGGCUACGACAGCAGCCCCAGCAUCCUCAAUGGCAGUGUGAAGAAGAAGUUUUCUGGCGAGAGCAGAAACAGAGACAGAAGCCAGAGAGCCAGCUCUGACCCUCAGCUCAAAGACCUCUGUGGCAGCCACACCCUGGAGCAGACGGUUGAUGAGAGCUGCUCCUCUCCUGCCAGAUGGAACAGCAUCUGGUCCAACUCGUUCCCCGAGGCUGAGUUCUUCGACAGAGUGCUGAUGCUCUCCCAGAGGCUCUACAGUCUGCAGGCCAUCAUAUCGCAGCAGGACAGUCACAUCGAGCUGCAGCGGACCUCUCUGACGGAGCGGGCCUCGCUGCCCGGCCGCCACAGAGGCAACGUGCUCCUGGAGCAGGAGAAGCAGCGGACUCUGGCCCUGCAGAGAGAAGAGCUGGCCAGCUUCCACAAGCUGCAGUCUCAGCACCGGCAGGAGCAGCAGCGCUGGGAGAGGGAGCGGGAGCGGCACCGGCAGCAGGUGGACGCCACUGAGGCCAGGCUCCGACAGAGGGAGGAGGAGUGCAGGCGGCUGGAGGAGCAUCUGGCAGAAGAGAGGAAGGAGCUGGAGAGUCAGAGGCAGACGUACCAGCAGGACCUGGAGAGGCUGCGAGAGUCCACCAGGGCUGUGGAGAAAGAGAAGGAACGUCUGGAGCACCAGAAGAAGAUCAAGAGGAAGACUAUCGAGGUGGCUCCUCUGUCCGGCAGUCUGAACGGAGAUCUCCUCAUGUCCUCCGGCCUCAGCAGCUCCACCAGCGCCUCCGACCUGCCGCUGCCUCAGAAGCCUCUGGUACGCGCCAGCCUGUCCGUCGCACCGGCCGACUAUCCCGAGCGCCCUGAAGUGAUGUUGCGGCGGGAGGCGAGCGCUUCCGCGCUGCCGCUGAAGACGGAGGUGCCGCUUCAUCUCUUCAGCACCACCAACCAGCAGCACAAAGUGUUGGGGGUGCAGCAGCAGAUCCCCACCAAACUGGCCGCCUUCAGCGGCGGCAAAGGGAAGGGGGGAAAGAUCGGCAAAGCCUCACAUCGCACCGACAGCACCGCCUCGGUGGAUAUGAAGCAGAUGCUGCCGCUGAAGCUGUCCGCCCGAGACGACAACGCCCUCAAGGCAAAGCGCUCCAUCAGCCCCCACCAGCAGCUCCCGCUGUCAGCGCCUCCGCAGCCUCUUCCUCUGCAUCACCACGCAGAUCAACUCAGUCCUCCAGACAACACUGGAGCAGACUCCCAGCCCUCCUCCUCCAUCAGCACCUCCCACCCUCCGAAUGCUCAGAAGCCCCCCAUGCCUCCCGCACAGCCCCACCCUCAGCCUCCCACCAUCCCUCCCCACUCCCACAGCACCGGCUCCCUUCAGCUCCAGCCCCUCCUGCAACCGCAGGGCCUCAGUCCCACUGCUCAGCCACACGUGCAGGUAAAUGUUCACGGGCUCAGCCACAGCCCCAGCCUGCCGCCACCUUACAAGAUGGCCGCAGAAGACCUCAAUAAGGAGGAUGUCAUCUUCUUCUAAAGAUCAACAGCUGAUCACUAAAACAAAACAAUCUGAUGAUGAUGUGCGUUCAGUGAGCGGCUGAGCUGAGGAGGUCAGAUGUUUCUACUCCUUUGUUUUUAAGAUGGUUUCUUUUUAUUUAAUUUUUAGUUUAAUUUCUUAACUCCAGAGGACGAUGUGAAGAAGGAACCCAAACAAAAAGGCCUUUUGUAACGUUUAAAGUUGAACUGAUCCAAAGACGUUAUCUGUGAGACUGAAGAAACGACGUGUCAGGUCUGCUUCCACCGCACCUCCACAACAGAUGUUUCAUUUGCACAGUGUAAAUACUCAUGAAUGCAUCUUCCUGGACUGAAUGUGUAACGUUUGGGUGUACAGGUGCGUCUCAUUUCAUUCACCUUCAGCCUUUGUAAAGGUUUGCUUCCCUGCUUCUGCACCUCGUGGACAUCAGGAAGCCUCGCUGGCUUUGUCUCACAGAAACGUUCCCUUUAAGACGCGUGUGAUGCUGCGUGUUGUUUUUAACUGCUUCGCCGGAGAACAGAGCGUUGGAGGUCACAGGCAUCCGAGAGGACAGAACAAUUUUUAUACAGACUUAAUAUGCACUGAAAAUAUAAGUUAAUGAUUUUUGCACUCGUGAUCCAGUAGAAUAAAAGUAUCUCUUCCCAACAAACAGAAGUCCGACUGAAAGGCCUGAACGUGUUUCAUAGUGACGUCAUCUUAUUAUAUUCCACACGUUCCUCGCUAACCCGACACGUGUUGUCUCCUCUCGCAGGACAAACACAUCCAUCGAGUGAAGGGAUUUUAAAGUUGAUGAUUCUCCUCAUUUUUCACUCGAGUCAGGAAAAGUUCAUGUCCUGAUUUUGAAAAGCUCUUCAGAAGAGGAACUCAUCCUGACAGAUGUUCUCCCAAAGAGAUGUUCUAGAGAUGUUCUCCCAAAGAGAUGUUCUCCCAGAGAGAUGUUCUCCCAGAGAGAUGUUCUCUCAGAGAUGUUCUAGAUGUUCUCCCAGAGAGAUGUUCUAGAUGUUCUCCCAGAGAGAUGUUCUAGAUGGUCUCCCAGAGAGAUGUUCUAGAUUGUCUCCCAGAGAGAUGUUCUCCAGAGAGAUGUUCUUCCAGAGAGAUGUUCUCCCAGAGAGAUGUUCUUCCAGAGAGAUGUUCUCCCAGAGAGAUGUUCUCUCAGAGAGAUGUUCUAGAGGUGUUCUCUCAGAGAGAUGUUCCCGAGAGAACAUCUCUCUGAGAGAACAUCUCUAGAACAUCUCUAGAUGUUCUCUCGGAGAGAUGUUCUAGAGACGUUCUCUCACAGAGAUGUUCUAGAGAUGUUCUCCAAGAGAGAUGUUCUAGAGGUGUUCUCUCAGAGAGAUGUUCCCGAGAGAACAUCUCUCGGGAACAUCUCUUUUAUUGAUUCCUGACGACAUUUCGUUCGCUGGUUUUAAAUCUCUGAUGCAGAGUUACUGUGUUGGUGUGACCGGCUGCAGAGAAAGAAGAAGAAGAAGAAACGUGGAGACGUCCAUCUGAAGUUCUUCCUCCAUAUUUACGUGAGAGCCCUUUAAAUCAUGAAGUCGUUGACACGUGUCCCGUGUCUCUGACGGCUCGCCGGAGUUUGUUUCUGUAUAUGAUGUAUAUCGUUGUACAUACUGUAUGUUCUGCGCCGGCUUCUUGUAUCAGGAACAGAGAUGUUCGACGUGCAUCAAGAUGCAAAAGUCAGCCAAAAGUCUGUUUGUGCAGAUGUGCAUAUACACUUAAAAUACACACGUGUGUGUGUGUGUGUGUGUGUGCGUGUGUUCACGGUACUCGCUUGGAGAGAGUCGUGGCAGUUCAAUGAAACCACAUCAGUCGUUGUUGUGAAGGUGUGUGUGUGUGUGUGUGUGUGUGUGUGUGUGUGUGUGUGUGUGUGUGUGUGUGUGUGUGUGUGUGUGUGUGUGUGUGUGUGUGUGUGUGUGUUGAUGUUGCUGUCCCCUUUCUUUCUCCUGCAAUCCAAGUUUCACCAAGAUUAUGUAGCAACCCUGAAACUAAACCACCUGCUUGAGUUAAACCAAAGACACGGUGAGCUUUCCUGCCUGAGCUCUCGUGUGACGCUGCUGUGUUCCUCUAAACAUCCUGCAGGGAGCGUCCACAACAAGUGUGUGUGUGCAGGUGUGUGUGUAGUGCAGCUCGUGUCCUGCUGCAGGUCUCGUUCUCGAGGUUUGCUUUCUGCUCAGAGCGACUGCAGCUGCCCUCAGUCGUCUCAUGAUAUCAUCUUAUCUUCUGAGAACACCAGUUUUAAAGUGGUGCUUGUGAAUGAUUUAUUUUUUAUACAGAUUUGUCGAUUUUUUUUUUUUAAAUCAACUAAUGGAUUACUAAGAAUGUCUUCAGUGGACGAGCAUCAGACGGGGAGUUCAAGUUCUUCUCGUGCCAAAACUCUGCUUGAGAUUCUUCAGAAUCAGGAGCCGACGUGUGUUUAUGUUCUCCGUCUCUGAAGCAGCACAGCCGUGUAAUAUCUGCGUGUUCUCAGUGGGACACUUCAAUCCCAACUCACAGCCUGGAGCUUUCAUCCAUGUCCCAUGGUCUUCAUCAGAAUAGUGAAGCCUCUUGUGAGAGGAGAGGGUGGAGCUUGAGUUGGGAUUUAUUUGACUUUUCAUGACAUUCCCAUGUUUGUCCAUUUCCCCGUAUCUCCAAGUGUGUCCUUUUAAUUCAGUGAGCGAUGUCAGGCAGCAGGAACAUCUGGUGUAAGAGCCCUUUAGUUCUGCUGCUGGUACGACGUGUGUGUGUGUGUGUGUGUGUGUGUGUGUGUGUGUGUGUGUGUGUGUGUGUGUGUGUGUGUGUGUGUGUGUGUGUGUGUGUGUGUGUGUGUGUGUGUGUGUGUGUGUGUGUGUGUGUGUGUGUGUGUGUGUGUGUGUGUGUGUGUGUGUGUGUGUGACUGGACCUGUACUGUGUAAAUAAUCAUGGACAUAUUUCACUUCCUCUGCCACACUGUACACUAGUCACUUUGGAUAGUAACAUACUUGAAGGGGAAAAUGAAUGUUUAUAAUGAUUAUUAUUAUUAUUAUCUGUGAACUCUUUACUUACCAAGAUUUGUCUAAUGACGUUUGUAGCACAAAGCAAAACUGAUUUUUGUACCGUUGUAUUCCCCUGAGACGUUAGACGACCUGUGGACACAAACUGCUGCCUUAGAGAGAACGUAGUGAUAAUAAAAGUCUUGAAAUGA
Cottoperca gobio is the source of this 7647-nucleotide messenger RNA. It is a transcript of the gene arhgef18b, whose product is annotated as rho/rac guanine nucleotide exchange factor (GEF) 18b. The record is from RefSeq and is a predicted model, not a curated record. Gene Ontology annotation, biological process: small GTPase-mediated signal transduction. NCBI's taxonomy places the organism in Eukaryota, Metazoa, Chordata, Actinopteri, Perciformes, Bovichtidae. Gene Ontology annotation, molecular function: guanyl-nucleotide exchange factor activity.